GCUAGAGGUCAGUGUGAGGGCGGGGCCGGGUGGGGAAAACGGACCUGGGCGCAGCCGCAAUUCAUGCAGGCAAGUUCUAGGCAUUUCUGGCCCUAGACACUGGCUGUGUUAUACUGUGCCUGUGUUCCCUCCAGGAGGCAGAGGUCCCUGGCUGCAUCACCAGCCACUCACUUCAAACCAGAGCCCAGCUAAAUAAUCUUUCUUGCUGUUUCUUGAAUUCUCCAGAGUGCUACAAUAACCAAGGAGAGUAACAGUACCUGAAACUUUUGGCUAUUAUACCAAAUCAGAGAAUCUACCUCCUCCAACAUGGCAGGUAAGAAAGUGCUCAUCGUCUAUGCACACCAAGAACCCAAGUCCUUCAAUGGGUCCCUGAAGAAAGUGGCUGUUGAAGAACUGAGCAAGCAGGGAUGCACAGUCACUGUGUCUGAUUUAUAUAGCAUGAACUUUGAGCCAAGGGCCACAAGAAAUGAUAUCACUGGUGCCCUCUCUAAUCCUGAAGUCUUCAGUUAUGGGAUAGAAACCCAUGAAGCCUACAAGAAGAAAGCUCUGACCAGUGACAUACUUGAAGAACAGAGAAAGGUGCAAGAAGCUGAUCUUGUGAUAUUUCAGUUUCCACUAUACUGGUUCAGCGUUCCAGCAAUCCUAAAAGGUUGGAUGGAUAGGGUGCUGUGCCGAGGGUUUGCCUUUGAUAUCCCAGGCUUUUAUGACUCUGGUUUUCUCAAGGGUAAAUUAGCUCUCCUUUCCUUGACCACGGGAGGUACAGCAGAGAUGUACACAAAAGAUGGGAUCAGUGGAGAUUUCCGGUACUUCCUGUGGCCACUUCAGCAUGGUACAUUGCACUUCUGUGGAUUUAAAGUCCUUGCCCCCCAGAUCAGUUUUGGUCUUGAUGUUUCAUCAGAAGAAGAAAAAAAAGUGAUGCUGGCAUCAUGGGCCCAGCGGCUGAAGAGCAUCUGGAAGGAAGAACCCAUCCACUGCACACCCCCUUGGUACUUCCAAGAGUAACAUUUUGUGCUCUGAGUACAGCUGACAAGCAAUACAGUGAAAGACCUAAAACAUGUGCAAAGAGAAGGUAGUGUUGUAUCCUGAGAUGUAUUUAACAGUGCCCACCAAUGAGUGUCUUCAGUUUAAUACAACUAGAUCAAAUAUUUCAAAAAUCAGCUUGUUGCACUGUAUUAGUUCUACCUGGUCAUUCAUUCAUUUUUCAGUUCUUUAAUGUUUCUCUAAAAUUUCUACUUUUGUAGCAUAGUUUUCUAUAUUACAAACCAGGGCAGUGGGAAUUGCUUCUCUACAAAGAGAAGGAAAUGGCCUCACCCAUGGUUAUGUUAUUAGGCACCAUUCCCUUAGGAACACAGGGCCUUUGUGACCUUGUAAAAUCCUUGUCUCUGUGGAAUUCAGUUCCUUGAGCCACUCUGAGCAGAGGUGAGUAACAAAGAAGGAAGCAUUGUUAAUGUCAGAAUGUAGGGGGAGUGUGGUGGAAAAUCCUAGCAGCUCCAAAGGACAGAGAUGCUGGCAAAAGUCUCUAAGUGGAGAACACAAGCCCCAGAAGAUGGCAAAACACAGGGAUUAGGAAUUAGGUGGUUUGUGAGCAAUUUCUUGAUGGAGGUGGUAUAGCAUCCUUGGAGAAACCCAUCUUGUUACAUGAGACCCUCCCACUGAUGAGUGUGCUAGGCCAACAGACUUGCCCUUCAAGUAUUACUCCACUUGGAUUACACCAGAGCCUCUCUAUCUAGUACAGUAGUAAUUGGUCCAGCACCACUGAGACCAUCUGGCAAGAAAACCAAAGGCUCUAUUCUACAAAAAUAAAAAGAAAGUGAAAGUAUUUUGGAAAUUAA
This is a messenger RNA of Mus caroli (Ryukyu mouse), 1832 nucleotides long. It is a transcript of the gene Nqo2, whose product is annotated as N-ribosyldihydronicotinamide:quinone dehydrogenase 2. NCBI's taxonomy places the organism in Eukaryota, Metazoa, Chordata, Mammalia, Rodentia, Muridae. Gene Ontology annotation, molecular function: NAD(P)H dehydrogenase (quinone) activity. The record is from RefSeq and is a predicted model, not a curated record. Gene Ontology annotation, cellular component: cytosol.